GCCCCUCGCCCCCACUCCACCGGGCCUCCUCCCUCCACGUGCCCCUUCUCCCCCAAACAAAGAGCGUGGAGAGAGAAACAAGAGAGGAGACACGCACACCCAUUACAGAAGUCUCCAAGCUGUUGCUGCUGGCCUUCUUGGACUGCUACUCCUGCUGAAGUCGAUAUAAGCUGAGUGAAUUCUGGCUUAUUUUUGUUGUGUUUGAAGUGUGGAGGGUUCGACACCUAAAGUCAAGUCUUGGUGGUGGAAAGUGAUAAGAGUGGGGUGGUAGUCCUGGGGCUUUCAUUGUUGCUGGGGUGGAGAAAAUUUUCCUUGGUGAUUCGAAGACGGAGCACUGGUUACAGUUUUCUUCUGUCUUUGGCUUCCAUUUUUGCUUGUAUUCUGUCUUUUUCGUCGCACUUGGCAAGAAAGGGAAUCCAGAUAUAAAGGUGCAACCUUGGAAGGUAUAUGCGGAUCUAGUGAGUUGUUCUUCGAAUCUGAUCAGAGACUCCUCUGGAUCUUGUUGUUCCGAGGCUAUAUCUAUUGCGGAUAUGGUAUAUACAGCAUAAUUCCAAAAUAAAAACAGAACUCUUGAGGUCCUCUAGUGCAUUAGGUAGUACUUUAGAUGGCUAUAUUGAUGCUACGAGUUGUGUCAGCAGUACAUAUCUCAGCCAGCCUCGGUUUUCUCGAGGCAAUUCGGGAAGGAGGUCGGCUUUCAGACAAUUCAAGGCCUUCUGGAAGAGUUCAGACUCCGAGUUAUAAUGAGAGGCUGCAGAGGAAGAGGCGCAGAUGGAGUUCAUACUCACUCUAUGCUGAUUCAAAGUAUGCAUGUGUGGGGUUUGAGCCACAAGAGAAUGACAAUUUUCCGAUAUUGUCGAGUUUUGUGGCAAACACUGCAGGAGAGGUUGCAAUAUCUUCAGAGCAGAAGGUUUAUGAUGUGGUGCUGAAGCAGGCAGCAUUGGUGAAGAAGCAGUUGAGAUCCAAUACUGCUCUUGAUGUGAAGCCAGACAUGGUGAUUCCUGGAACUACAACCUUGUUGAAUGAGGCUUAUGAUCGCUGUGGAGAAGUCUGUGCAGAGUAUGCCAAGACCUUUUACCUUGGAACACUGCUCAUGACCCCUGAAAGGAGGAGAGCCAUCUGGGCAAUAUAUGUUUGGUGCAGAAGGACCGACGAGCUCGUAGAUGGACCCAAUGCUUCUCACAUUACGCCUUCGGCUAUGGACAGGUGGGAGGCGAGGUUGGAGGAUCUCUUUGCUGGCCGCCCCUACGACAUGUUCGAUGCUGCUCUUUCGCAUACCGUUUCAAAGUUCCCUGUUGAUAUUCAGCCAUUCAAGGACAUGAUUGAAGGGAUGCGGAUGGACCUCAAGAAGUCAAGAUACAAUAACUUUGAUGAGCUCUAUCUGUAUUGUUAUUAUGUAGCUGGGACUGUUGGACUAAUGAGUGUGCCUGUCAUGGGUAUUGCUCCAGAGUCCAAGGCAACAACAGAAAGUGUAUAUAAUGCUGCUUUGGCUUUAGGGAUAGCAAAUCAGCUCACCAAUAUACUCAGGGAUGUAGGAGAAGAUGCAAGAAGAGGCAGGAUUUAUCUGCCACAAGAUGAGCUCGCGCAGGCCGGCCUUUCAGAUGAAGAUGUGUUUAAUGGAAAGGUGACCGACGGAUGGAGAAGCUUCAUGAAGAACCAAAUUAAAAGGGCAAGGAUGUUCUUCCAGGAAGCGGAGAAAGGUGUGACCGAGCUCAGUCAAGCUAGUCGGUGGCCGGUGUGGGCUUCUCUGUUGUUAUACAGGCAGAUACUUGAUGAGAUUGAAGCAAACGACUAUAAUAAUUUCAUGAAGAGGGCCUAUGUCAGCAAAGCAAAGAAGAUAGCAGCUCUGCCCAUUGCUUAUGGAAGAUCACUUAUCAGGCCAUCUUCUCGAAACCAGUCAUUGUAACAAAAGCGCGAAGAUUUAGAAGGAUGUUCUAUGCUGCCAUAAUUUGAUCUAUAAAGUAUAUAUCUUUAAGGAGCAGGUAGACUGGAUAGAUCAAUGAUGUGGAUUUUAGAAUACCAGAAUCAAGCAAGGAAUGUAGUAUAUAUGGCAUCCUCAAAUUAGAAAAUGCAGUAGCUUAUCCUCCCUUCUUAUUUAUUGUUACAUAGCAUUGUACAAUAAUGGAAACGAGUAUAUUUCAAUAUAAAGGGAGAUGAUUUUUUGUUAUUCUUUUGAAUGAUUGUUGUAUGACUCGAUGACAUUUUUUAUAAUCAUCUAUGCUUCAUUCAGCUUUAU
Molecule: messenger RNA, 2233 nt
Organism: Elaeis guineensis (African oil palm)
Lineage: Eukaryota; Viridiplantae; Streptophyta; Magnoliopsida; Arecales; Arecaceae
Product: phytoene synthase 2, chloroplastic
Biological process (GO): biosynthetic process
Molecular function (GO): squalene synthase [NAD(P)H] activity; geranylgeranyl diphosphate synthase activity
Source: RefSeq, a predicted model, not a curated record